UUAUUAAUGUACUGUCAUUUAAAAAUUAUUGUUUGUCGAAAAUGGAGGAGGAUCGUCUUUUCGACGAAAGAAUUUCGAUCCGGGAAUCAGCACGACCCUUGAAAAAAUAUGGUAGUACAUGCAAUCACAUGAAAAGGAAUGAAGAGUAUAUUAAGCAUGUAAUGUCAAAAGGUGAUACACUACAAGGAAUUGCUUUGAAGUAUGGAGUUACAAUGGAAAAGAUAAGACGAGCAAACCGAUUGUUUGCUACGGACAGUUUGUUUUUAAGAGAAUAUUUAUUGAUUCCCGUUACCAAGGAUUCUCCAUAUUAUGAGAAUGGUGAGAGAGUAACUGAGAUCGCCCCUUCUAAUCACCGCGCUUCUAUAGCAGGAAUGCCCACAAGAGAUUUUUCACCAGGUAGUCCCGAUGAAAAAGAGACAUUUGAUAAUUUCCUUAAUAGAUUGGACUCUUCCAUUGCAACUAUAAAAAAGCAUGUGGAAAAAACAAAAGAAAACAGCGAAUUCGUACGGGACUUCGAGGAUGACUUCGUGCGGCACCGGCCCACCGCGCGGCUGCGGCAGUCGGCGUCGAUGGGCGCGUCCACGUCGUACAACGAGGUGAUACCGCCGCCGCUGCUGCCGCCUCCUCCGCCGCCCGCCGCGCUCUCGCACGGCCGCCGCGUCGACAGCUCACUCAAGCGACUGGAGCGCGCGCACGACGACCUCUUCCAAUUGUAGCGUUCGAGACAGCGCAGGUAUGCGCGCCUCCAAUGAGUGCAACGUUUGCGUCCGUGAUCGCGUGCGUACACCAGGCGUGCGCAUGCGCAUGUGAGUGUCCGUUGCGGCCCGGACUGAAGUACAUCGUGGGGUCACUGCGAGUGAUAUUAGAUAGAUAACGAUCUGUUUAUAUGUAGAUAACAUUAUUAUAUAAUUUAAAGUUGUUGUGUCUUACACCGGGACAUGCUUUUAAUGACACAUUUUUACUGUGCUAUUAUUGUUCCAACCAAUGAUAUAUUUUAUCCUUGGUUGAUUCCAUAUCAAUAAUAAAAAUCUUUGUUUUGACAUCUCAGUAUAUUUAGGACGCAUAUAAAAGUAGUAGUACCAGCACUGUGGGUUAAUAUUUUAAAAAUAGUGGUGGUACAAGAAGAAGAAACAACUACACCGUUUCAAUAAAAGUAUGUCCUGUUAGCACCUGUAAGUGUAUUUAAUAAACUAUAUGUUCGUCUGAACACAUUUAUAUUUUAAACAGAGUUUAUGUAAAAUUAGACAAUUAAGGGUAAGCGAUAAAACUAUUCUACUGUUUUUAUGGUCACAGACCUAUACAACUAUAUUUAUAGCCCAGAUUGUUUUGCAAAAGAUGUCAGCAAAAAUAAAAGAUAUAUUCUGUUUAAAAAUGCUUAAAAAACGUUUUAUGUGUAUUAUAUUCAAUCUGACCGUUUAAAUUUAUCGCUCGUGCGAUAUAUAUCGCUAGUGUAAAACAUAUCGAUUGAGCUCUGUGAACUACCGCGCAAAACUUAAAUGGUGAAAAUGCCAAUGGGAUGAAAACUAAAUUAAAAAAUUAAUUUGUACAGGCUUGUUAAAUCUUUGUUAUUUACGGGUCGUUACAGAUAUUUACAAAGACUCCGUACCAAAGAUAAUUCAGUAGUAAUGUCAGGAUCACGAUGUUCAUGCUUUCUGUUUUAUUAUAAUUCUGUUAAAUUGUUUAAUGUUAUAGCAGUUUUUAUAUUUUAAGUGAUUCGGCAGUUUUUUUUUAAGUAAGUAAGGGAUGGGAUGAGAGAUGAGCAGAACGUUCAGCUAAUGGUAAUUCAUACGCCUUGCUCAUUACAAUGCAGUGUCGCUCCGUAUUCUUGAAAAACCCCAAAAUAUCUGAGCGGCACUACAACUGCGCUCGUCACCUUGAGACAUAAGAUGUUAAGUCUCCUUUGCCCAGUAAUCACUAGCUACGAAGCCCUUCAGACUGAAAUACAACAAUGCUUACACAUUACUGCUUCACGGCAGAAAUAGGCGCCGUUGUCUCUUCUCUUGUCUCUGUCUAGUGCAAAGGAGCCUCCCACUUGUGUACAUUACUGUAUUUAGAAUUAUUAUUAUUAAAUUAAAAUAUUUCAAACGCCGGCCGGUUCGCUUUCAAAAUAUUUUUUGUCAUUUUUAUAUGUCGUGUAUAUUUACUGCUUUUAUUUUAUAGCAGAUCCUUAAAAUGAAAGUGCGUGGUAACUAUUUGGUGAGACCAAUUGUUUGCCGGUCGAUGAUUGUUUUCAGUCGGAUGUACUUCAGAUGUUUUUUUUCCUACUUUUCUUCUGCUUGUGGUGACUUACACAAAUAUCAAACACUCGCUGCCCACGGUGUUAAAAGUGAUUAUCCUGUCAAGGACAGCGUACUCGCGUCACCUUUCUAUAUCGAUUCGGAAGAAUGAAGAAGUCCUGGGUUGAACUGUAUUGAUCGCUAUCCCUUGUUAACAAUUUUAGUUCAGUAAGAGUCCAUUUUAUAUAUAAUACGUCUACAGUUACAUAUUUGAAAUAAUAAUAGGAAAUACUGCUUCCGGAUAUCUGUAAGCGGAUUUUAUAUAAAACCAGUUGGUCUUAGCUAAAAUCCGUGUAGGGAUUAUCUUUACCUCUCGCUCACAGGGCUAGGUAGGUAGGCAGACACGAUUUCUAUUUCUUCCAACUCUUUAUAUAUAUAUAUUAUAUCUGGUACUGUGAUCAUGGUCGGAGGUAAUAAUUAUCAUUAAUGAUAUUGUGACUUUGCCACUCGCAAUCUCGUUUGUUCAUAAAAAUAAUGUAUACUCCGUUAGAUACAUCGUAGACGUAGAAUUUAACCACUCUAUGUACGACCUUACUGUUGUCUGUGACACACCAAAUGUUAAAUGAAUGUUAAAUUGUGAUGAGGCACUAAAUACUUUCGCUGUUAAGUUAAUAACUGUUGAGCUUUAUAGAAAAGUAAAAACAAUAAUUAUAUAUGAGUGUAUAUUGUAGUUGUUAAGUAAUAAAUGUAUAUAUAUGAACAGAACAUACAACAUGUAUGGUUAUUAUCUUGUAUAAAGUUUAUAAUAUGUUUUCAUAAAUAUUGCUUUAUAAUAUUUUUAACAAAAGAAAUAUAAUAAAUGUUUCUAUGCCGUA
This is a messenger RNA of Leptidea sinapis, 3091 nucleotides long. It is a transcript of the gene red, whose product is annotated as lysM and putative peptidoglycan-binding domain-containing protein 2. The coding region runs from base 42 to 716 and encodes 224 amino acids. The record is from RefSeq and is a predicted model, not a curated record. Lineage: Eukaryota; Metazoa; Arthropoda; Insecta; Lepidoptera; Pieridae. The transcript is spliced from 4 exons.